This is a messenger RNA of Diachasmimorpha longicaudata, 5671 nucleotides long. RefSeq lists its product as uncharacterized. The transcript has 6 exons. Lineage: Eukaryota; Metazoa; Arthropoda; Insecta; Hymenoptera; Braconidae. Gene Ontology annotation, molecular function: aspartic-type endopeptidase activity. The record is from RefSeq and is a predicted model, not a curated record. Bases 1 to 2151 code for a protein of 716 amino acids. Gene Ontology annotation, biological process: proteolysis.
AUGGCUUUUCGGGGGAGGAUUUUAUUGCAGGGCAGCAGGGCUAAAUUUAUUGAAAGUUUGAGGACGGAGUCGAGCUCCGCAAGCGUGCGAACUCUCACGGUGGCUGAGCUCCAGUCCAAGCUGGACAUGUUGGAGAACCAUUGGGCCUUGUUCGACAGUCUCCAUCUGAAGCUGCUGACGGCCAAAGAUAACGAGGAGGAGCAUUCGUUGGACAGGUGCUCCAAGUUCAAAGCUCUGUUUCCUACCGAGGGGAGAUCAUUCGUCGUUCUCAAACGUCGAUGCUUCAACUGCCUGGGGAAGCAUAAUAGGGAGAAAUCACCACUCGAUGAUUCACAUGAGUCGUCCUCAGCCAACACCUCAAGGAUCCUACCCCUCAAGGAACCUGCUGGCUGUCACGAGACUGGGAGGACCCAGUCACGAGACUGGGAGGACCCAGUCUGGCUGGCUGUCACGAGACUGGGUCCUCCCAGUCUCGUGACAGCCAGCAGGUUGUUAAGACAAUGCAGGAGCCUCAGCCCGGCCCAUCCAUACAGUCCACUGCCUCUAGGCCUGACAUGUCUCCACAGUGACAUGCGAUACCAACGCCUGCGCCAGAGUCGUCGCCGCGCCAUGACCUCAGUCUCUCCACAGCCCAGACCAGGUGUGAUUCUCGCCACAGCCCUAGCCUCGCUAGUCUUGAGGGACGGCGCUUCUCACGAGGUUAGGAUGCUGCUGGAUACUGGUUCUGAGCUGUCGUUCGCUACAAGGGAGCUAGUCAAGAAGCUCAACUUACCGAUUUCUCCAGCUGUGCUACCGGUCGUUGGUAUCAGUGGUUCGACCCCUGCCUCUAAUGGGUUCUCUCAAUUUUCUCUCAAGUCUCUGUACUCCAGCAAGCAGAUUCUUGUCAAGGCCUACGUUCUCGAUAGCCUCUUGUCGUCGUUGCCAUCGUUCUCCACCUCUCAACUUCAACAUUGGGAGCAUCUCCGAGGGUUGCAGCUAGCGGAUCCACAUUAUCUGACGUCAAGACCUGUCGAUCUUCUCAUUGGCGCAGAUUUCUUUGGAUCGAUAGUGGAGCCGCAGAUCAUCAAGGGGCCAUCCGAUUCUCCUAUCGCGAUGCUGACACACUUCGGGUGGGUGGUGCUCGGGCCUACCUCUGCAGUGACGUCGGCGGCGAGCUCGCAUCACGUCUCCGUCAGCAACGAGGAACUUAGCGAGCUUCUCACCUCGUUCUGGCAGCAGGAGGAGGUAUCUGCGGCGGAAGGCAAGGACGUCGCUCUCACGAAGAAAGAGGCAGAGUGUGAGGAGUUUUUCCAGCGCACCCAUACUCGAGAUCGCUCGGGGCGUUAUAUUGUUCGUCUGCCUCUCGUUCGCUCUCCCGCAGAGCUCGGGGAUUCUCUAGGCCGCGCGAAGGCGUGCCUCGCGAGCCUGCUUAGGAGGUUGGAGAAAAAUCAAGGAUCUCUGCAGCUUUAUAGUGAAUUUCUCAAGGAGUACGAAGAGUUGGGGCACAUGGUGUGUGUUCCGGCUGUACCUGUCUCAGUCGACUCUCGGAUCUUGGACCGUCAACCUGGCGAGAUGACCUUGGCACAUGGGGCUUCGGCCUCAGGAGGGUUGAGGGUCUCCGAGGGCGGGCGAUCAUACCAGGAUUCCGGUCAGAGUUCGUCUCGGAGGCAAUCUCGCUCUUCUGCUCCUACGUUCUACUUCCCUCAUCAUUGUGUUCUCCGGGAAAGUAGUGAAACUACGAAGCUGAGGGUAGUAUUUAAUGGUUCCAGUAAGAGUAGCUCCGGAGUGUCUCUCAACGACAUCCAGCAUACUGGGGCCAAGCUGCAACGCAAUAUCUCUGAUGUACUGCUCUGGUCUCGACAGAGCAGGUACAUCUUUAUGACGGACAUCACGAAGAUGUUCCGUCAGAUCAAGGUGCAUCGGGAGGACUGGCCUCUCCAACAGACUUUGUGGCGUGAUUCUCGGGGCCACAUCUGCACCUAUCAGCUCACCACCGUCACCUACGGGACCAAGUCUGCUCCAUUCCUCGCCUGUAGGGUUCUCCAUCAGCUGGUCAAGGACGAAGGGUAUCGGUUCCCUCUGGCCGUUUCCCAGCUCCGUCCCGUUAGCCCCCCAUGUAUGAAUUUUCCUACUUUUCCAAUUUUUCUCCGAUUUAUGGUCGUAUGUUGGUGAUUGAUGGUUGAUAAAAAAUGUUUGCUAGUGAUUACUUUUUUUGAUGUGAAACAUCUAUAGGCGCACUCCUAAACCGAAUCGUUGGCGUGGCGAUACUUGCCGUGGCGAGCAAUCGCCACGCUAUACUAAGGUAUGCCUAUCUAUAUUCUGUGUAGUAGAGUGUACGGUGUGGCUUCUCACUCAGUUCGACGUUGUUGUUUACUACGGUACACAUAACCUGCGUUUUAUUUAAUUUUUCAUUUUAAUUAUUGACAAUAAAAUAUGUGUGACAGUGAUAACUCAGAAGAUCAAAGUGAUCAACCUUAUGCAAAGAAAGUGAAACUACACUAUGGUAUACUACCAAGUCAUCAGUAAGUAGAUCGUAUUUUUCAAGUCUCCAUAAAUGUAAUUAUUAUAUUUUUAUAUUUAAUUAAUUAUAUUCAUAUUAAUCAUAUUAAUAAUUUAUAUAAAUUAUAUUAAUAUUAUCUUCAAUUAAGUAUUCUUUUAUUAUUCAUGAAGGAAUUAAUAUAGAAAAAUUUAUUAAUAAAAUUUAUAUUUGCAAAUCUUUAGUCAUAUAUUGCAAUAAUUAACUAUGAUUUGAGUUCAUGAGUAUAUUGAAGCCACACUUCAAUUUUUUUUUUUUGUGUAUUUUAAUAUCAUAUUUUUUUUUUAUAUUUCGGUUACCAACAAUCAUCGCAGGGAUCACAACAUAUUCUUAUUGAAACUGGACGCCACGCUGAUCAUUCAAACACAAGGCAUACUAUCAAUCUUGUGUAAGACUUUAUUAAUCGAAUAGUACCAGACUAUUUUAAUUUUUAUCUUAGAUUUUAUUAACAUAUUUAUAUUUUUUUAAAUAUAAAUGUGUGUUUAUAUUUUUUAAUAUGGAACAACAAUAGAUGCUGUAUUUGUGAGAUAUCUUGAUGAUGUUCCGUCCAAUAUUUUUGUAACGUACUUUAGUUAUCAUCGACCAAUCGUCACAGUAAUACCGGCAGAGGAAACAUCCAAUAUAACUAUUACUGAAAUCACGAAUGAAAAUAUUUAAAUUGUGGCCACUUGAUAUUAAUAUCGAACUUUUAUAUCACAUGUAAAUAAAUGUUUAUUAAAUAAAGUUACCAUUUUCUGUAAGAAAUUCGUAAUACUUCAUUUUUCCAUUAGGCUAUAUUUAAUUCCUGUAAUAAUAUCAUCUUAUAUGCAUGUUACUUGUACACACAUGAUGUUUCACAUCUGGGAGGCGUCCCAUUUUUUAUUUAAUUAUAAAAAUUGGUACCAAAAAAAUAAUCGGUUGGCCCCCCCACUAUACACUUUUGAAAGUUUCUCACCACGAAUGGUCGGGAAAUCGUUUGCUGGCUAUUGCUGGUCCAUAGAAAUCAACUUAAUAAAUAAUAUUAAUGGGUAAACUAUUAAUUUUCUCCCGACGCUCAGGGAGGUGAUGGAAGUUAUCCCCCCCCUCGCUUGAUAGUCCAAACAUUUUUUCGUCAUUAGUCGAUAGGAAAUCAUUUGAUGUUGAUUGAUCGUUUAUAAAUAUUGAUUAAUUCAAUAUUAGUAGGAUGUAAACAAUUAACAUGCUAUCCACGCUCCGAAUGGCGAUUUAAACUCACUAAAUCCAAUAUGGCCGCUAAGGAUCGAUCAGUCGGUUGUCAUUUUGGAGCAGAGAACCUGGCAUUUCGGAGCGUAACAUUACCUGGAUUACCUAUCAACGUGGAGUGGUGGAAUUCUAAUAUGUGUCAAAUGAGUGAGUGUCAAAUUCCCGAAUUGUAUGUCUAAUAUAUCUAAUGAAACCAAUAGUGCCAUAUUUUCUCUGAGAGGCAUAAAACUCAUCGUGAAUCACUCCAGACAGCGUGCCUCGUCAUUUGUUUAGCCUAGGGAUAAUUAAUUCUUUCCUUAAUUCUAUUAACCAUUAAUUGCAUAAAUUAUCAUGUUCCUAUCUAGGUUCUUAUCUUUGAGGGACAGAUCGUUUCAAAUGUACAAUGAAAAUUAUCCGAGAAGUUGCUGCCGUGAAUUCAAUAAUAAAUUGACUGCUAGAUUCGACUGCUUAUUAUUCUCUGUCCACAGGAAAUGAAGCACAUAUUUCAUGCAAUCCAGAAGCAAUAUAUUGGGACACGUAAUGUACAAGGUCAGUAAUUAUGACCAAAACCUCACUCCUCUAUCUGACGUAACAUCUUUCAUUAUUUCUAGUUUUGUCAACACGUACGAAAAUUUUUCAUAGAAAACCCUAAAGAAUUCUUUAGCAAUCUCUAUUGAACUUCUAUUGGAUUUUCUAUACGUUUUUUGCCAUUUCUAUUGACAUGUUCGAUAGGGAAUAUUGUACAGAAAAAUGUCAAUAGAAAAUAAAAGUUAAUAGAAUUUCAUUUUUCUAUAGAAUUUUUCCGACUCAAAUUUUCGAAGUUUUUUCAAGUCAUUUUUUGAUUUUCUUCUCUCAAAAAAAAUCUAAUGAAAAAACUUGGAAAAUCUGAACCGAAAAAAUUCCAUAGACAACGAAAUUCUAUACACUUUUUCUAUAGAAUUUCCUAUCGAACACGUAAAAGGCAACGGCAAAAAACGUAUAGAAAAUUCAACAGAAGUGUUAUAGAAAGUCUAUAGAAAUACCUAUAAAAUUCUUUAGGGUUUUCUAUUAAAAAUUAUCGUACGGGAACAGCGAUCAUUCCGAUAAUCCUCACCCUAUGACUUUUAAUCACCAGAGGAUAGGAGUGACUUAAGAUUAUCUUCCAAAUAGCUCCAUAGGUAUUAAAAGGCAUUUGCGAAAUGGAAACAUUGUUUAUACCAGGCAUAAAGAUGCGUAAAGCUUGGAUUGUUUGGAGGAAAAAAGAAGUUCAACGUAGACCAUACUGGAUAUGGGAAUUGUCCAGACGAUUACAAAGGAUCCUGGGCAAUUCUGUUGCUCCUACCACAAAGACUUCGGCGAUGCGCGUCCUGAAUAUACAGAGGAUAAAGAAGUCUGUCGAGCAAUUGCGAAUUAUUUAAGGCAUCGAAAUUCGCCUCAUUUUAUCUCCAAAAUCCUCAUAUUACUUUGAGUGAACGUAUGCCUGGGAGAGGCUGAUGGAGAUUUUGUUUUCUGUGGAGGAAAUCCCUUGUAAAAAUAGUCUCCGAAUAAAAUUCGCCGGAGAUACCUGCAUCUAGCUACUCAGUGUACAGACUCGACAUAUCUACACCAAAAUGCCACGAGUCGCUGCUGUAAGUCGACCAGAGACUGUUAAACUCGUCGAAGAGUUUAUAGAUCAUUUCAACACAUCAGACCUUCCAGCAUACAGCUCUCCGGUUUGGGAGGCAAUGAGCAAAGCUGUAGGGGGAAGAUGGAAGCGAGACAAUAUUUAUAACACUCUUAGAAGGGACAAAAGUGGAAUCAUCAAUGAGGCCAGGGAGAAUAAGGGAAUUUCUGUAGAACCAAUCCCUGCUGAUGUUGGGGAUCUAACGAUGAAUACUACUUUCGAUGAAUCCCUACCUAUCAGCGAAGAUAACGAUGAUCCUUAUGAGUUUGAACUCAGAGCAUAAGGAGUGGACGUGUUUAAUUUACGAAUCCCUCGAGAAGUAUGGCUCGAGAUGC